CCGAGAUGGGCGGAGAUUGUAGAUUAGAGGUUGAUGAGAAUGUUAAUUACCUAAUUGCUGAAAUUAUUGAUAAUAAAUUGGAAAAUUAUAUCGCGGCACGGCGACUCAAAAUUCCUGUUCUUAUUCCGCGUUGGAUUCAAGAUGCAUAUUCAAACACAAAUUCAAUAGUAGACUUUUUGACUGAAGAAUCUCGAGAAAACUACAGGACUCCGAUAUUCGCUGGCUGCGUAAUUAUUGAUUAGUUAUAUAUAGAUAUUCAUUUUUGCAGGAAAUUACCAUUUCCGGCUUCGCUGGUACUGAACGAAUAGAGAUUGGCCGUUUGAUUGAAAUGAAUGGUGGUAUU
Meloidogyne enterolobii is the source of this 343-nucleotide messenger RNA. Lineage: Eukaryota; Metazoa; Nematoda; Chromadorea; Rhabditida; Meloidogynidae. The record is from the annotation of a GenBank genome assembly.